Molecule: messenger RNA, 2473 nt
Organism: Danio aesculapii
Lineage: Eukaryota; Metazoa; Chordata; Actinopteri; Cypriniformes; Danionidae
Gene: has1
Product: hyaluronan synthase 1
Biological process (GO): extracellular matrix assembly; hyaluronan biosynthetic process
Molecular function (GO): hyaluronan synthase activity
Source: RefSeq, a predicted model, not a curated record
AGGAGAGCAGGUCAAGGAGGAGGUGAAUAAACCUGUGUAAAGAUCUGCCAGGUUAAACAGCAUCUUAAUGUUAAAAUGGACCUCAAGCCAGUAUUAAGGAAAUUUGUGUCUCUGGUCCGAGCCAUUCUCACAUUUCUUUUUGCCCUCCUGGUGCUCGGUGUGAUGUUAUGGGCGUACAUCGAUGGUUUCCAGAUCGCCACAUCUCCAUUCGGCAUCAUCUCCUUCGGUUUCUAUGGAGUGCUCCUCAGCCUCCACGUCCUAAUUCAGAGCUUUUUCGCCUUUGUGGAGCAUCGGCGCAUGAAUGCGAGGCGCAAACCUUGCUCUUACAGCAAAACCAUCGGCUUUACCAUAUCAGCCUAUCAAGAGGAUCCUGCUUAUCUGCGUGAGUGUCUUCAGUCGGUCCGGGCUCUUCAGUAUCCUUCUGAACUUCUGCGUAUUGUGAUGGUGGUGGACGGAAACUCAGAAGAUGACCGCUAUAUGUUGGAGAUGUUUCGCGAGGUCUUCGCUGAUCAGGAUCCUGGCUGUUAUAUAUGGCAGAACAAUUAUCACUCAUGGAACCCCAAUGGGCAAGACAAGGGUGCAGCUAAAGGCCCUGAUGCAGAUUAUGGGGUGCUGUUUGAAGACCCUCAGCGCUUAGAGGUUGAAGAACUCAUUAGGACCAAGAAGUGUGUGUGUGUCAUGCAGAAAUGGGGAGGAAAGAGGGAAGUGAUGUAUACAGCGUUUAAGGCACUAGGAUCUUCAGUGGAUUUUAUACAGGUAUGUGACUCAGACACAAAAUUAGACCCUCUGGCCACAGUGGAGCUCUGCAAGGUGCUGGAAUGCAACCAGAAAUAUGGUGCUGUGGGGGGAGAUGUGAUGAUACUUAACCUUAAAGACUCCUAUAUCAGCUUCAUGAGCAGCCUGCGCUAUUGGAUGGCGUUUAACAUUGAGAGGUCCUGCCAGUCCUUCUUUGACUGUGUCUCCUGCAUCAGCGGCCCCUUAGGUCUUUAUAGGAAUGACCUGCUGCAACAGUUUCUGGAAUCCUGGUACAACCAGAAGUUUCUUGGCACUCACUACUUUGGAGAUGAUCGCCAUCUCACCAAUCGAAUGCUUAGCAUGGGCUAUGCUACAAAGUACACAGCCCGCUCCAAAUGCUACACGGAGACCCCUGCUCAGUUUUUGCGCUGGCUCAACCAGCAGACCCGCUGGACCAAAUCCUACUUCCGAGAAUGGCUCUAUAAUGCUAUGUGGUGGCACAAGCAUCACCUAUGGAUGACCUAUGAAUCCAUCGUCUCAGGCAUUUUUCCCUUUUUUGUCACAGCCACCAUCAUCAAGCUCUUCUGGACAGGAACUCUAUGGGACAUUCUGUGGGUCCUGUGCUGCAUCCAGCUAAUCGGGCUGAUAAAGGCCGCCUAUGCCUGCCUCCUACGACAAGAUAUAGUCAUGCUGUUCAUGUCCUUAUACUCUGCCCUCUACAUGACCAGCCUCCUGCCUGCCAAAUACUUCGCCAUUAUCACCAUGAACAAAAGCAGCUGGGGUACAUCAGGUCGGCGUAAGAUGGUGGGCAACUACAUUCCCCUGGCACCACUUUCAGUGUGGGCGGCCAUCUUGUUGGGAGGCCUGGGAUACACAAUUUACAAGGAGGCUAAAAAGACUUGGCUGACAGAGGCAAAACAAGAAGAGAUCAAGUUUUUGAUAUUUGGAGCCAUAGCUUAUGUUUGCUACUGGCUUAUAAUGAUCUGCCUCUACUGGAUUUGGUUUCGGAGAUUAUUCCGCAAACGCUCUCAGACUUACACUGUGAAUGUUUAGGACAAUUUAUUCGGGCACAUUUUUUAUUUAUUUAAGAACACUUGCACAUUUUGAAAAAAACAAAAACUAACUCCACGGUUUACAUGAAAUGUUAUUUAUAGAUUUCUUUUUUACUUGCAGUUUUAUUUAUGAUUAUUUUUUUGGUUUAGGAAUAUUUAAUAAUUUUUAUGGAAUUUGCAGAAGUACCAGGAACAUGAAAGUAUUCAAAAAUGACCACCAUAAAGUGACCAAUCUUUAUGAAGUAUAACAAUUGUUAUAUGUAUAACAGUAUCAGUAUUGCAUGUACUGAUAUAAAUCUAUGGUCUUUAUGAAGUUUAAGAAUGACCAUGUGGAAUGUGCAGAAAGCAACCAGUGAUAAUAUAACAUUAAAUCUAAAUAAUAGAUGCUGUUUUUAUGGAGGGGAUAUGGGCUUACCGAAGUAAUAUUUACCAAUUGGGUGUACUGAAGUGAUCUUUAUGUACUGUUGAGCUGACCAAGCAAACACUAAGAUUUCCUGUUACAACACAUUAUUUAUAGUUCUGAGUUACAAAUCUAACACAGUGAACAGCACUGACCAUGAAAUUGCAGAAUGACUACUAACCAAAAAGUGAUUGUGCAGGAAUUUCCUGAUGUUUAUUGUAAUAUGUGUUCAUUUUCCUGAAAAUGUCACAGUGACAGGGCAUUUAAUGUUGUAUUUUAGGACUUA